Molecule: messenger RNA, 1544 nt
Organism: Tripterygium wilfordii
Lineage: Eukaryota; Viridiplantae; Streptophyta; Magnoliopsida; Celastrales; Celastraceae
Exons: 6
Coding region: 59-1045 (328 amino acids)
Cellular component (GO): plastid-encoded plastid RNA polymerase complex
Source: RefSeq, a predicted model, not a curated record
GCCAAAACAACAAACUUCCUCACUUUCUUGCCUUCCAAACACACCACAGGACCACGCCAUGUCUACUACUCCUCUCAUCCUUUCUUCCCUACCCUCCUUAAACCUCAGAAAUUCAUACCCCUCCACCACCACCGCCGGUGCGACUACGGGCACUCCGUUUCCCGCCCUCACAUUCAAGCUCACGUCGCUUACCCUGCGCCGGUCCCGAAAAUCUUCUUUCAUUGUAAGGGCCGAUGACGGUGACGCUGAUUCCGGGGGCCCCGAUGACUACGACAUGGACGAGGACGAGGUGGAGGAGGUUGACAACAAGAAGGACUACGACGUCGAGUAUGAACCCUUGGCUGCUGGGGCCAUUACAGUUGUGGAUGACGACAUCGCCAUGGUUGACAGCAAGAGCUUCAUGUCCAUCCAAGGCUGGGAUCCCGAGAUGGUCGUCGAUUAUAGAAUCAACGAGGAGGAGUUCCACAAGAUUAGUUUGCAGGACUGCGAUUUCUUCAUAAGAAAACCUCCGGACCCGGACAAUGACGUCUAUGAUUUCAGGGAGAUGUAUGUGACGCCGCCAGACACGGAUAUUUACUCAAUACCGAAGGUUCUUGCUCCAAUGCCUCAGAAGUACAUACGAUGUGCAAAAAGUGAUUAUGGAUGUUAUAAUGUUACAGAGCCACCCAUUGAUGCUCCUCGGGAUCCUUUGUAUAAGUCUGAAAAGGAGAUACAUAAGAUUUUGUUGACGAAGCAUUACAGGAAUCGGAGGCUGAAUGACCCAGAGUUUGUGCUUGAUUUUGAGGAGAUUUAUGUUAUCAACUCCAAAACAAAGUCAAUUACUAGAGCAAAAGUUUUGGUCACAGCUCCAGGAGGAAGAAACAGGGACAGAAAGAGGGAUUUGCUUGUUAUACGGGAUAAUGGAACCUCUUUCAAAAUAAUUGAUAUGAGUGAGAGAGAUGAUCCCACCACUGUGAUAGAGAGAGAGGACUGGGCCAAGUCUAGACAAGACAUGGAAAGACAUCUCAGCAAGCUACGGGACUUCAGCAUUUCAAAUUGGUUCUAAACAGUCGGCAGAGGUGUGGAGAUUGUUUGAUCAUAUUGUGAAUAUGCUAGAAAAUGCAAAUUGGUCAGAGGUGAGCAUAGACUUCGGAAUUUGAACUUUGGCGUCCAAUCAAGAUCAAGUAACUGAUAAAUGAUAAUCCAUUCAGCGAAGAAUUGAAAUUAUUUGAUCAUGAUUAGAAUAUGCUGGAAAAUGCCAGUUGGUUGGAGAUGAGCGUUUGCACGUCUAUUCACUUCAGCAUACAAUAAAGACCUUAUAAUUUAAAAUUGGAAGUAUGCACGCUGCUAAUGAUGAAAUUCUGCUGAUGCUUAGACAGGGAUGGGGCUUGGAUAGUAGUGACAGGUACUUCCUUUUCAUUUUGUGGGAUUGUGAAGUUGUUUGACCUUAUUUGUCAUAUGUGUUGGCUUGUAAAUUCUUGUUAUCCAAAUUGUUCUUUCUGAAUAUAAUGUGAUAUGGCGAGUAAGAAUAACAUGUAUUUUGGUAAAUCUUUCAUAUUUUCUGA